Messenger RNA from Hydra vulgaris (swiftwater hydra), 1091 nucleotides. NCBI's taxonomy places the organism in Eukaryota, Metazoa, Cnidaria, Hydrozoa, Anthoathecata, Hydridae. The record is from RefSeq and is a predicted model, not a curated record.
GGCGAGCUGAGAUAAAUCGUCGUCGAAUUGAAAGAGAUGAGCCCCGGCGAGCUGAAAUAAAUUGUAAUCAAAAUGAAAGAAAUCAGGCUAGGCGAGAACUUAAUAGGUAUAAUAUGCAUCGCAUAGCAAGAAAUAAUAUUGCUAUAGAGAGUAACUACCUCGGAGAAUUAAACCAUAAUUGUCAGUAUUGCAGUGCAAAGAAGUUUUUAAAUGAAACUCAUUUUUUGUGCUGCCAUUCAGGAAAAGUUAUAUUAGCUCCUCUUUCUCUUUAUCCGCCAUUGUUGACUGGUUUAAUGACAGGAAACCAUGUUGGUCAUGCUGUAAAUCAAAAUUUUUUUUAAACACAUAAGGAGUUAUAAUUCCUCUUUAUCUUUUGCUUCCUUCACUGCCGAAAUAGCUCCUCCCUCAAAUAAUGGCCCUUUCUGUUUUAGGGUCUGUGGGCAAAUUUUGCAUCGUGUUGGAAAUUUAAGGCCUGCAGAAGGUUGUCUGCCCAAAUAUUGUCAGCUGUAUAUCUAUGAUCCUAAUGCAGCAGUGUCAUUCAGAAUGGAACAACCUGGUAAUGAUGGUUGUAUACAUGAGUUAAUGCAACUCUUGCAAACAUUAAUUAAUCAAGAAAACCCAUUUGCUCUUGCAUUUAAAAACAUGGCAGAAGUAGAGGAUGAAGAAAUCCGCCAAGCAGCUUUAGAAGGUAGACCAACCUCUGUUGUAAGAAUGUUUUUGCUUGAAGGUCAUGAUAGACGUCGAUACAAUCUUCCUUCCCAAGAGGAAGUUGCUAUUGUGUUUGUGGGAGAUAAUGGUGCUCCAACUGCAUCCAGGGAAAUUGUUAUAUACCCUCGAGGUCAGCCUUUAAGAACAAUUGCUUCUUCUGUUACAACUGCUGCUUCUUCUGUUACAAGCUCGAAGUCAUGGGAAGAUUUCCGAAAGUAUCGCUCCCAGCAUCCAGGCCCUCUAUCUAUGAGGGCCUUCCAUCGCUGGUGUUUGUAUGGGGACGACCAUCCCUCCUUUAGAUGGAGGGAUGGCACCCCAUACAACACGGGGAAUAGAGCGGAUGCUGAAAUUGACAACUUUUGAGCCACUUCAUUUUUUUUUUG